GGCACAGGAAAACUGACUGCAUCUAGGCUCUUUCAUCCCCAUUCUCCUAGAAACCCUGGCCAGAGAGAACGGCGUUCUUCUCUCGGACCGAAAGACACCAUGCGGGUCCAGCUCGGACAAGACCGGCGGCGAGGGCGGACAAUGCAUUGUCUAUGUCCUCGGUAUGGAGAUCAACACGGCGAGCUUCGCCAUGUACACGUUCAGCGUAAGCGUCCUGAUCCAGGCACUGCUGGUGGUUAGCAUCAGCUGCGCAGCCGACCACGGCAACUACCGCAAGAAGUUGCUGCUCGCCUUCGCCUGGAUCGGCAGCAUCUCCGUCAUGCUCUACAUCUUUGUCUCGUCGAAUCUCUAUCUCUUUGGCGCGUUUCUCGCCAUCGUAUCCAACACCUCCUUUGGCGCCUCAUUUGUCCUUCUCAACUCCUUCCUGCCUCUCCUUGUUCGGCACCACCCCGAAGUCACCCGGCAAGAGGCCAACUUGCUGUCGUCGUCGUCCAACGGCCAGGGGCCGCAGCACCACGUAAGCACCGACGACGAGGGCACACUAGCCGACUCGACGGCGGCCUUGUUGUCGAGGGACACCCUAGAGGACGGAUACGUCAUGAGCCGAGUGCGGACGCGCGAGGAGCUCACCUCGCAUGAGCUCAACCUGUCGACGCAGAUCUCGGCCAAGGGCAUCGGCAUCGGGUACAUGGCCGGCUUGUUCCUGCAGUGCGUCGCCAUCUUCGUCCUGGUCCGGAUGAAGAACACGACCUGGUCCCAGCGCGUCGUCCUCUUCGUCAUCGGCGCCUGGUGGGCCGUCUUCACCGUCCCGGCAGCCAUGUGGCUCCGCCCGCGACCCGGGCCCCCCUUACCGGCAGCAUCCCGCAGCAGUGGCAUCCGCGCCUUCCUCUCGUACACGCUCUACGCCUGGAGGUCCCUCUUCCGCACCGUUCAGCUCGCCCGCCGGCUCGUCGACAUCAUGCUCUUCCUCGGCGGCUGGUUCCUCCUCUCGGACGCCAUCGCGACCACCUCCUCAACCGCCAUCCUCUUUGCCAAGACGCAGCUGCACAUGGAGCCCUGGGCGCUCGGCAUGAUCAACGUCAUCUCGACCACGGCCGGCAUCGCGGGCGCCUUCUCGUGGUCCUACAUCUCCCGCCAGCUCAGCCUGCAGGCCCCGCAGACCAUCCUCGCCUGCAUCGGCCUCUUCGAGCUCAUCCCGCUCUACGGCCUGCUGGGCUACCUGCCCCUUGUCCGCAGCUGGGGCGUCUUCGGCCUGCAGCAGCCCUGGGAGAUGUACCCGCUGGCGGCCGUCUACGGCUUCGUGCUGGGCGGCCUGAGCGGCUACUGCCGCUCGCUCUACGGCGAGCUGAUCCCGCCCGGCUCCGAGGCCGCCUUCUACGCGCUGUACGCCAUCACCGACAAAGGGUCGAGCGUGUUCGGACCGGCCAUCGUCGGCGCCAUCAUCGACGCCUCGGGCGAGAUCCGGCCGGCCUUUUGGUUCCUAGCUGCGCUCGUCGGGCUACCGGCGCCCAUGAUCUGGUCCAUCAAGGUCGAGAGGGGCCGGCGCGAGGGGGAGAAGCUGGCCGAGGUGAUUGAGGGCUUUAAGGUCGCGCAGAACGGGGAGAUGGAGAGCGACCAGGAAAGCAGGGCGAUUCUCGACGCCUACGACGAGGAGACGGAUCGGUAAUGGUCGCCGGACGUGGGCCUCAUUCAAUGAUCUGUGGAAAACUUUGAGUACUGUAUUCUUUUAUUGCAGUUCUUUUGCAUAGCGACG
This is a messenger RNA of Thermothelomyces thermophilus ATCC 42464, 1753 nucleotides long. RefSeq lists its product as uncharacterized. Bases 164 to 1666 code for a protein of 500 amino acids. The transcript has a single exon. The record is from RefSeq and is a predicted model, not a curated record. Lineage: Eukaryota; Fungi; Ascomycota; Sordariomycetes; Sordariales; Chaetomiaceae. Gene Ontology annotation, biological process: amino acid transmembrane export from vacuole.